Westerdykella ornata is the source of this 2546-nucleotide messenger RNA. RefSeq names its product voltage-gated potassium channel. The record is from RefSeq and is a predicted model, not a curated record. Lineage: Eukaryota; Fungi; Ascomycota; Dothideomycetes; Pleosporales; Sporormiaceae. Bases 346 to 2463 code for a protein of 705 amino acids. Gene Ontology annotation, cellular component: membrane. Gene Ontology annotation, molecular function: potassium ion leak channel activity. Gene Ontology annotation, biological process: stabilization of membrane potential; potassium ion transmembrane transport. The transcript has 3 exons.
CUCUGACAGAUUAUAUAACUGAGUGAUAUAACAUAACUUCUACCAUCGUAGAGGGAAUCGGAGAUGCACGACUCCAAGGCAGGGCUGGUUAACAGUCCCUUAACGGACUAGCGUCGUCUCCUUCGCCUGGUCUUUGAAGCCCUUGUACGUCAUUCGAAUAUGUCUCAGAUCCAUGGAUCCAAACAUCAAGGGGCUACCACGGUACUCACGAGAAACCUUAGCGCAUGCGCGUUCUUAUUUUCUGCGUGUUAGAGCCCCUCUACCAGACGGGAAAUAUAUCGACAUGCGAGAUCCUCACCAAGCCGCAUCAACCCUUGACUCACAUACGCCAAAGCCUCCUUUGCGAUGAGCCACGUUGAUCCUGGGCUGGACGAGCCUAUGCGACAAGCAGAGAAAGAUGUUGAGCGGAAUGAUAACCAGCCGACAGAAGACCAGGCGAAGAAGGAGGAAGAAGUCUAUCUAGACCCUGGUCGCUGGUGGUUAGCAUCAACUGCAUUUCCCCUCAUAGCAGGGACUUUUGGCCCUAUAUCGAACGCGUUCAGUAUAUGUGCUCUGGCUAUAAAGUGGAGAGUAUAUAUACCACCAGACACCAACGAGGCUCAUGGACAGCCCCUUGCGGACCCGAAAUGGCUCACCGCUAUCAAUGCCAUUUCCCUCGCAUUCGCUCUCGUGGCCAACAUCGCCCUAUCCCUUAGCAUGGCUCGACGACUCUCGUUCGGAAUUGCGCAAGCCAUAAUAAUCAGCGGGUGGUACAUAGCCUCCUUCCUCCUUAUAGGCUUGGUAGCUGCAUGCUCCACGUCUAUGUUCCUUUUACAACCAAAGACAGAUCACGCACUCACACAGGCAUAUUAUUAUGGCAUUAUUGCAGCGGCUCUGUACUUCAUUAUCGCGUCGAUGAUGGUCAUGACGACGAUCGGCGCGUACACGGGACAUUAUCGCAAGGGGUUCAAACUGACGUCGAGCCAGAGGACGCUAAUGCUGCAAACUAUCAUGUUCAUGGUAUAUCUACUCCUGGGAGCUUUGGUUUAUUCCCAUAUCGAAGGUUGGCCAUUCCUGGAUGCCCUAUUCUGGGCUGAAUUCACACUGCUGACGGUCGGGCUGGGUGGCGAAUUUGUUCCAUUGACCCAUAGUGGCAGAGGACUACUCUUCCCCUAUGCGAUCGCUGGCAUCGUCAUGCUCGGUCUCGUAGUCGGCUCAGUGCGCUCCUUAGCGCUAGAAAGAGGGAAGCAGAAGAUGUCGGCUCGAUUGUUGGAGAUGAGACGCGAGAGCGUCAUAAGGUCGCUUGAUAAUCACGAGGGAUCUGUGAAACUAGGUGCCUUCGAGAAGAUCAAGGUCAAGCAACCUCUAUCGGAGCGCGAACGGAGAGAAGAAGAGUUCAAGAUCAUGAGGAGGGUGCAACGCAAAGCAGACAAAAGGAGAAGAUAUUAUGCGCUUGCGAUGUCGUCUCUAGCGGCAUGUCUCUUAUGGUGCUUGGGCGCCAUGGUAUUCUGGUUCUCGGAGAAACCCCAGGGCUGGAGCUACUUCGUUUCGCUAUACUUCACCUAUACAACACUUUUGACCAUUGGAUAUGGAGACUAUACGCCUCAGAGUAAUUCAGCGAAACCGUUUUUCGUCUUUUGGACCCUCCUGGCCGUUCCUACCCUGACCAUUCUAAUCAGCAACAUGGGCGAUACUGUUAUCCAGGCGUUCGAGGACCUUACCAUCUGGUUAGGCUCAAUCACGGUCUUGCCAGACGAGGGCGGUUUCCAGGCACUCAAAGUCGGGUUUCAAAGGCUGAGAGAGGGUAAGCUCUACAAGUCCCCGGACAACGAGGACGAAAAGAACCAAGGCAGUGCUGAGGAGAUCAUCCUGGACCGUCUGGCACGACACAUGGAGGAAGAAGAGAUUGAAGAAGCCGAGGAAGCGGAGACAGAAUUGGAUUCGUUGGAGCGGGAUAUCCGUUUCUACCAUUUUGUUCUGGCCAAGGAGAUCCGCGCACUCAUGAAGGAUGUCUCUAUGAGCCCGCCAAAGGAGUACACUUACCAUGAGUGGGCUUAUUUUCUCUUACUGCUUGGUCAAGAUGAAAGCGACGCUUCGCACCACACCCGUCCGGGCUUGAAACACACCAUUCUACCACAUGAGCCAGAUCUUGGAACUGCCGAGGGAGUCGAACACGAGAAUCGCUGGAGCUGGCUCGGUAUACGUAGUCCGCUCAUGAGCAACCAAUCGGAGGCGCAGUGGUUAUUGGAACGACUAACCAUGACUUUGGAGCUUGAGAUGCGGAAGAUGCAGCCUGCAAACCGGAAGGAAGCGGAGCUAAAUCCACCUCCUAUCUCCAUGAGGGACUUCAGGAGUAAGCAUAGAAAGUCAGAUCCACAUUCACCAUCUCACCCCCAGUCAAAGUCGACGUCGAAGUCCCUGGGCCCUGAUAAACUGCUAGAUCAGGGUGUCAGUCGCGCCGAAGUGAGGAGGAGGCAUGGUUGACUGAAACAUUGGGAAAUAGAAUUAUCAUGGUCCCAGAAAUGGGCGUGACAUGACAGUCCUUGCCAAGGUCCUGCGAACAAACA